Hevea brasiliensis (rubber tree) is the source of this 1704-nucleotide messenger RNA. RefSeq names its product transcription factor-like protein DPB. Gene Ontology annotation, molecular function: RNA polymerase II transcription regulatory region sequence-specific DNA binding; DNA-binding transcription factor activity, RNA polymerase II-specific. Lineage: Eukaryota; Viridiplantae; Streptophyta; Magnoliopsida; Malpighiales; Euphorbiaceae. Gene Ontology annotation, cellular component: nucleus; transcription regulator complex. The transcript is spliced from 9 exons. The record is from RefSeq and is a predicted model, not a curated record. Gene Ontology annotation, biological process: regulation of cell cycle; regulation of transcription by RNA polymerase II. Bases 242 to 1318 code for a protein of 358 amino acids.
AGUAGCAAACAGACUCUUCUAAACCCUCAAAUUUCCCUCUUUCCCAAGAGCUCAAACAAAGAAAACAAUAGCACAACCACCUUCUCUCUAUUGUCUUCCUUCCCCACUUUCUCAGAUCACCAAUCUCUUCAAUUUCAAUCCAUAACCUCCACUACUCCACCACCCCCCCAAAACCCAUCAACCAAUACCACCGCUACCUUUAUCCACUCUUCCACUCUGAUUUUUCUUUCUUUUUUCUGUAAUGGUCACUGGUGGGUCCCACCGGGAUGAUGGGGACAAAAACCACCGCCGUCCCGCUGCCACCGUUUCUAGAGCUGGUACCACCAGGUCUUGGGGCACCACCACUGUCUCCGGUCAAUCGGUUUCAACCAGCGGCAGCGUUGGUUCCCCUUCUAGCCGGAGCGACCAGGCCAUGGCCACGCCCGCCAGUGACAGCACUUUUCUUAGGUUGAACCAUCUUGACAUUCACACCGACGAUGCGGCCACCCAAGAUGCAGCUGCUAAUAAGAAGAAAAAGAGAGGUCAGCGAGCAGCUGGAGCUGAUAAGAGUGGUAGAGGACUCCGCCAAUUUAGUAUGAAAGUGUGCGAAAAAGUGGAAAGCAAAGGAACAACUACUUACAAUGAGGUUGCAGAUGAACUCGUAGCUGAGUUUGCUGACCCUAGCAACAGCGUUUCAUCUCCAGAUCAGCAGCAACAAUAUGAUGAGAAAAACAUACGGCGAAGAGUAUAUGAUGCCCUGAAUGUACUCAUGGCAUUGGAUAUCAUAUCUAAGGAUAAAAAGGAAAUACAAUGGAAAGGUCUUCCUCGAACCAGCCUGAGUGAUAUUGAAGAAUUAAAGGCUGAGCGUCUUGGAUUGAGAAAUAGAAUUGAGAAGAAAACUGCCUAUUUGCAGGAACUGGAGGAACAAUACGUAGGUCUUCAGAACCUGAUACAUCGAAAUGAGCAACUAUACAGCUCAGAAAACACUCCCAGUGGGGGUGUGUCCUUACCCUUUAUUUUGGUUCAGACACGCCCUCAUGCAACUGUUGAAGUGGAAAUAUCAGAAGAUAUGCAGCUGGUGCAUUUUGACUUUAAUAGCACUCCUUUUGAGCUGCAUGAUGAUAAUUACGUUCUUAAGGCAAUGAAAUUUUGCGAGAGACCACAGAGUGAUGAUAUGGCAUCCAAUCAAGCUACUGAUGGAGGUGAAGGUUCUAGCAUGUCCAACAUGUUCCAACAACAAAUCCUUCCUUCCCCAGGAACAAACACACCAGUUAGGCCACCCACCUCACCGCCUAUUCCUGGAAUUAUAAAAGCACGCAUUAAGCAUGAACAUUUUUAAGUGUGUUACCAUGGGCAAUAAUCUCAGCUGUGUCUGUAAAUUGUGUAAAGUAGCUUGCAGGAGGUGGGAGUGCGCCUAUAAUUACCUUCACCUUCCUUAUUUGACCCCUCAUUGGGAGGAAUCCAGGUAACAAGCAGUUUCAGUCUCUUUGCCUAGGGACUUACAUGGAAUUUUUAAUUUUGUCAGGUUCCCAGGUUUAGAUCCAUGGCUGGCUAUUGUAAUUGUUUAAUCAUUUUUUUUUCGCCUACUGAAGUGAAGGUAGUCUGUCAGUUUAUAUUAGGCUACAGGGGAUUUGACUUAGCAGCACACAGAAUCAUAGAAUUAAGCCAACAAUUUGAUAUUACUUGUAUUGCACAUUACAUUUAUGCAAUUGCUGUUUAUCAUCA